AUGCCCUAUGAGCCCCUUCCUUCACUCUUCCCCGGCACUCUUGAGGAGGAGGUGGAGGAGGAGGACGUGGUCGCAACUCCUGCUAUGCCCUAUGUCCCUACCUCAGUCCCCACCCCACCUCCUCCUACUGUGUACCCUCUGGUGCCGCCGUCUAUGGUGAUCACCGACGGGCAGCGCUUUGAGACUGAGCAGCUGCAGGACGAGAGCAGCAUGGAUGGAGUGCAGCAGAGUGGGGGGAAGGAGACUGGGGAGCAGCAAAUAGGGGAGCAGCAGAUAGGGGAGCAGCAGAUUGGGGAGUAG
Messenger RNA from Closterium sp. Naga37s-1, 300 nucleotides. Lineage: Eukaryota; Viridiplantae; Streptophyta; Zygnematophyceae; Desmidiales; Closteriaceae. The record is from the annotation of a GenBank genome assembly.